AUGUCGUACUGGUACGUCAAAGAGACUGCAGAUCCGGGCGGCAGCGCCAGCAGCAUGGAGGAGCAAGCUGGUGGCUGUCAACUGCAGCUGCUGUGUUUGGCGGCUCAGAACGGUGACGUGGACGGCGUUCGGUUCUUGCUGCAGGAAGCACGAGUUACGGUUCCACAGGAUCCCAGCAAAGAAAACCCUGCCGUCCUAGCAGCACAUCACGGACAUCAUGUGCUGGUCCGAGAGCUGCUGGACUCCAUACCACGUCCGUGUGUCCGUAAGGAUCUGCUGAACUGGAUGUUGUCUACGGCGUGUCAGCAGGGUCAUCUGGAGGUGGUGAAGCUGCUGGUUCACACGUACAAUGCUGACGCCGAGGACUGCGCGGUUCAUUCAGGAGAGUUUGCCAUCAUCACUGGCUUGCCCCUGUACGCCGCCGCGCAGGCAGGAAAUAAGGAGAUUGCAUGUUUUCUGCUGAACAAUGGAGCCGGUUUCUCCUCAUACACGCUGAUGGAUCACACAGACUUCAGCAGGCAGAUGCUCAGACAGCGCCACUUGCAGGACAAAGACGCGCCUGUGGACGGGACGCUGCUGCAGGCUGUGCACGUUGACUGGUCGGGACUGCAGCUGCCCUGGUUGGAUCUGGACUGGUUCAUGGACGUGUCGUCUCGGAUCACGGUUCUGGAUCUGUCUCGUAACUGUCUGAGCUCGCUGCCGUCUGUGGUGCCCUGGGGUCUGAUUCAUCUGCGCUCGCUCAACCUGUGCCACAAUCAGCUGCGAGAGCUGCCCACCCCGACCUCAUCGCAGGAGAUCAUCUGCAGCCGAUUAUGGCAUGUGAAUGUCUCGGAGAAUGAGCUGGAGUGUCUUCCUCUCGGUCUGCUUCAUCUCGGCCAGUUGAAGAGGAUUUCUGCAGCUAGAAACAAACUCAUCACAAAUGAUGAUAAUCAGAGAUGUUUCACUCCUCAGAAAAUCUGCAAAGCUUCAAACAACCAGAUUGAGUUUCUUCCUGACACCAUCUCCAUCUUCUGGAAGACUCAUCUGAGGGAGGUGGACAUCUCCGAGAACGUCCUGAAGGAGCUGCCCUCGUACAUAUUUGAGCUGGAGGCCAUCGUCUCUCUGAAGUUGUGUGGGAACCAAAUCUCCACUCUGCCCGCUCCAAACAAAUGGAAAUGCUCUUGUCUGCGAACUCUAGACCUGUCCAGAAACCAACUGGGGAAGACGGGAGAGCCGACCAAAACCAGGAAGCUGGCCUUCUUCACUACGUGGCACAGACGGGACCCAGAGCCAGUUUGUCCCAUUCAGUUUCCUGUAAUCUUGCGGGAUUCUCUGGAAGUUCUCUUCCUGAAUGACAACCAGCUGGAGUGUGUGCCGCCGUCAGUGUGUGCCCUCAAGAACCUCUCCGAACUCUAUCUGUCCAAUAAUCCAGGUAUCCAGGAGCUUCCUGUUGAGCUCGGGCAGCUCUCCAACCUCUGGCAGCUGGACAUCGAAGACUUGAACAUCACCAACAUCCUCGCAGACGUCAGGAAGGAUGGUCCGGCUGCGGUUCUGGCGUAUCUGCGAGCGGAGCUGCGAGGAGCAGAGCCUUGCAGACUGCUGAAGCUGAUGGUGGUGGGUCCUCCGCGGCAGGGGAAGAGCGCUCUGCUGGAGGGGCUGCAAACCGGAAAACCCUCAUCCUUCAUCAGCACCGACCGCAGCAUCCACACGUCCAGCUGGGAUCUGGAGCGACCCGGAGGAGUGAAAUCUGCUCUUGAUUCAGUGUCCUUUAACGUGUGGGACAUUGGCGGCCCAGCCAGCAUGUCGACGGUGAACCAGUGUUUCUUCACAGAUAAGGCUCUGUAUAUGGUGAUCUGGAAUCUGGCUUUGGGAGAGGAAGCAGUGGCCAACCUGCAGUCCUGGCUGCUCAAUAUCGAGGCUCGCGCUCCUAACUCUGCUGUCAUCGUCAUCGGGACACAUCUGGACCUCAUAGACACUAAGUUUCGCAUGGAGCGUGUCGCCACACUGAGGGCCUACAUCCUGGCACUUUGCAGAACGCCCUCGGGCGCGCGGGCCAGUGGAUACCCCGACAUCACCUUGAAACACCUACAUGAAGUGUCGUGUAAGACGCUGGAAGGCAUGGACGUACUCAAGAGGCUGUUGUUUCAGGUCGCUUGCUCCAUGAAGGAUGUCAGCAACCCUGCUAGCUGUCACAAACUAGUGGGAAGACUGAUUCCCAAAAGUUACCUGACCCUGCAGGAGGCCAUAAAAGCAGAAUGUCUGAGGAGAGACGAAGCCGAUGAGGUUCAGUACCUGACGGACUCAGAACUGGAGCAGAUCAUCGAGCAGAGUCCCGCCAGCGAUAUCAAAGACUAUGAGGAUCUGCAGACCGCGAUCAGUUUCCUCAUCGAGACCGGCACUAUACUGCAUUUCUCCGACACCAGUCAUGGCCUGUGUAAGCUCUACUUCCUGGACGCCGUGUGGCUGUCCGAGUGUUUGGAGCGGAUCAUCAACCUGAGGGGCUCGCGCUCCGUCGCCCGUAACGGGGUCAUCAAGGCCGAGGACCUGCGCAUGCUGCUGGUGGGCACCGGCUUCACCCAGCAAACAGAAGAACAGUACUUCCAGUUCCUGGCCAAGUUUGAGAUCGCUCUACCAGUCGCCAGCAGCAGUUAUCUGUUGCCCCACCUUUUGCCCCCCAAACCUGCCCUGGACAUCCACGGCUUUCGGCACCAGAGCAACAAUGCCAUCCAGCGGCAUUUCAAGAUGAGCUUCGUUCCUGCGGGAUUCUGGGAGCGUUUUAUAGCCAGGAUGCUAAUCAGUUUAAACCAGAUGGACGUGCAGGCAUUUGAGACCAAAAAGCCCACAAAGAACCAGAGGAGCCGCAGUACGGUGAUCUACAGCUUUGCGGGGAACCAGCAGCGCAAUCGCUGCAGCACCUUCCGUGUCCGGCGCAGUCAGACCAUCUACUGGAAAGAAGGGCUGCUAGUCACCUUUGAUGGCGGAUAUCUGAGCGUCGAGUCGUCUGACCUGAACUGGAAGAAAAAGAAAAGCGGAGGCAUCAAGAUUAUCUGCCAGUCGGAGACGAGGGAUUUCUCAGCGAUGGCUUUCAUCACGGAUCACGUUAACGCUCUCAUAGAGCAGUGGUUUCCUGCACUGACGGGCAGUGAGAGCGACGGCUCUCGUCUCAUUGAGCAGUAUGCGCCCUGUCCGUACUGCAGCUCUGGACCCCGGCUGUCCGACCCGCUGCCUCUGUCCAGCUCCAACCACAGCACUGUCCACUACUUCAACAUGGAGGACUGCGUGCUGGCAGCCGUAGACAAGGAGCACAUCAGCUGCCCCAACCACCCCAAACAGCCCGUCCCUCUACAGGAGCUGGUGCCCGAGCUCUUCAUGACCGACUUCCCUUCACGUUUGUUCCUGUUGAAGAGUGACCUGCAGUGGAGUGAAGAUGCAGCAGAUGUCCUGGGACAGGGUGGCAGCGGCACCAUCAUCUACAGAGCCAAAUACAGAGGCCAUCCGGUGGCCAUUAAACGCUUCCACUUCAAGAAAUGCAAACAGCAGUCGCUCAACAGCAGCACAGACACCAUGAUGAAGCACCUGCAGUCGAUGGAUGCGGCCCGCAGCUUCUCUGAGUUUCGUCAGGAGGCCAGCAUGCUCCACUCCCUGCAGCACCCGUGUAUUGUGGCUCUGGUGGGCAUCAGCAUCCACCCGCUCUGCUUCUCCCUGCAGCUGGCACCGCUGGGCAGCCUCAACACCAUCCUGGAGGAGCGAGCCAAAGGUUCUCAGUUUGUGCCGCUGGGUCACAUGCUCACCUUCAAAGUGGCCUAUCAGAUCGUCACGGGCCUGGCGUAUCUGCACAAGAAGAACAUCAUCUUCUGUGACCUCAAGUCCGACAACAUCCUGGUGUGGUCUCUGGAGCUGGAGGACUCCGUCAACGUCAAGCUGUCCGACUACGGCAUCUCGCGCCAGUCCUUCCACGAAGGAGCGCUGGGGGUCGAGGGCACACCCGGCUACCAGGCUCCCGAGAUCCGGCCCGGCAUCGUCUAUGAUGAGAAGGUGGACAUGUUCUCGUACGGCAUGGUCCUGUAUGAGCUGCUGUCCGGCCGCAGACCGUGCAUGGGUCAGCACCAGCUGCAGAUCGCUAAGAAGCUGUCGAAAGGGCUCAGACCGGCACUGGGCAGCCCAGAGGAGGUGCAGUUUCACUGCCUGCAGGCGCUGAUGCAGGAGUGCUGGGACACCAAACCAGAGAAGCGUCCCCUGGCCGCUCCUCUCAUGAGACAGAUGCAGGAUCCCAGUUUUGCUUGUCUGAGGUACCUGCUGCCCUGCCAGGAACACAGCCAGCUCUUCUUGUCUCCGCUGCAGGGACACAACGCCGUCUUCUGGGAUGGAGACAAAGACGACAGGAAUUACACGGUGGUAAACUUGUCCAAGGGGCAGGUGGAGGUGAAGCGGAUGCCGUGUCCGGGAACACGUCUGAGCUGCCAAAUGAAGAUGGAGAACAGUUUGUGGACAGCCACUGAGGAACAGGAAGUCUUUAUCUACAACCUGAAAAUCUUCUUUUCUCUCCCGCAGGUGUUUGCUGGCAUGUCUGACGGUCUCGUGGUGGUUUACUCUCUGGUGGACGACAUGCCCGUGGAAGGGGAGACUUACAUCUGCUCGCACACGAUCAACAAGCAUCUGCUGAACAUGGAUGACUCGGACCCUCGGCAGCGUCCGUAUGCCGUGCGCAGCAUCGUGCCGGUGUGCACCGGGUCAGAGGUGUGGUACAGCAACGGCCCCGGCGUGCUGGUCAUCGACAGCCUGACGCUACAGCCCAUCCGCCGCCUCGAGCCGUAUCUGCCGCCGUCCUGUGUGCGCUGCAUGGUCUCGUCCGCCAGCUGCUGGAAUGACGAGGCCGUCUGGUGUCUGGACGAUCACACCAACACGCUCCUCAUGUAUCACGCCACCAGCUACCAGAUCUGCGCUACGUACAACUGCAGCGACGCCAACCCGCUGCGGGACGUUUUCCCCGUGCAGAGGCCGGCUGGGGUCGUGACCCCUGUGACCCCUGAUCCUGACAUCGACGAAGAGUCUCUUCCGGCUGUCCUGGAGCCACUGAAGGUAAUGGUCACGCACCACGAGGACGCAGGAACGCAGAUCCUGUGCCAGCAGGACUCUCUGGAUUACUGCUCCAUGACGUCCUCCGGCUUCAGCUCGGAGCAGCUGGAUCAGAUCGGCCAUUUCCCUCACGUGGAGCGCUCCAGCUCGGGAGCCCUCAGCUCUCUGACCAGCUCCAGCAGCAUGCUUUUAUCCACGGACUUCGAGGAGGCGGACAGACCGCCAGACGAGCCGGUUUCAGCUGAAGCAUUUGCAUCCAGGAGCGCAACCGAUCCAGAACUGGCGGCUCAAAGCCACACACCAGCGCAGCUGAAGGCCUUGAACAUCAUUCCUGUCAACAGCACCAUCUGGGUGCCCAGGUGUGGAGGAGACAUCAUGGUGAUCGAGGUGCAGGAGCAGGCGGGUGCGCUCAGGGGUCGUGUGAUCGCCGUGUUGACGCCGCCUGGAGUGUCCGAGUACGGGACUCUGGCGGAGGCGGCGCUCGUCGCAAAGGACACCGUUGUGUGCGGCUUCCGUAAAGAAAACAUGGCCUGGUGCCUGGCUGUCUGGAGGAGCUGGGGAGGCCACGAGCUCGAGCUCUUCUACCAGGGAUACGAGGAGCUCGGCCGCUUGGAGAGCAGUCUGAGGAAAAGGAGGUAGCUGUGUAAACGUGUGUGUGUGUGUGAGACGGAGAACACAGAUACAGGUGUUGAGCGUGGUUACGGGACCAACUGGAGGGAAUAAACACACACAUACACAUACUGUAUAUGGACUUGAGGAAAUAUAAUCCUGCAGGACUUGGCCACAUACACAUUUCAUAUAUAUAUAUAUAUAUAUAUAUAUAUAUAUAAACACAAGCAGAUUGAAUGCCACACAUGCCGGAUGCAUAAACAUAUAUAUUCAGCCUCAAGCGUUUGGAAGUGCGCUGAUAUAUGAGUAAAUUUACAUUUGUGUUCCCAGAAUGCAUCAGAAUUCACAAAACUAAGGGGUUUUGCAUUCAUGAACCUGUGUGUAUGUGUGUGUUUAAAUGGCAAGAAAGAGAUUUAUGAGGUGUGAUGCUGGUUAUUUGACUUGAUCAACAUUGUCUCAAAUUAAUCAGCAAACUAGACGUGCCUUUGAUGAAGGAUGUGCUGUUUUAGACCCACGAUAAGACGAGAAUCAAUGAAACUGCUUGGGAAGCUCCGCCCACACAGUGAGGUCAUAAUGGAGUGGAACAGUUCCGGAAGUAUUUUUCCCAUUCAUUUUUUCCCAUAGGGAUUUUAAAACGUCU
Messenger RNA from Sinocyclocheilus grahami, 6304 nucleotides. It is a transcript of the gene lrrk1, whose product is annotated as leucine-rich repeat kinase 1. The transcript has 32 exons. Lineage: Eukaryota; Metazoa; Chordata; Actinopteri; Cypriniformes; Cyprinidae. Gene Ontology annotation, molecular function: protein binding; ATP binding; protein kinase activity. Bases 1 to 5694 code for a protein of 1897 amino acids. Gene Ontology annotation, biological process: protein phosphorylation. The record is from RefSeq and is a predicted model, not a curated record.